Molecule: messenger RNA, 4783 nt
Organism: Bradysia coprophila
Lineage: Eukaryota; Metazoa; Arthropoda; Insecta; Diptera; Sciaridae
Gene: ATP8A
Product: ATPase phospholipid transporting 8A1
Biological process (GO): phospholipid translocation
Cellular component (GO): plasma membrane; trans-Golgi network
Molecular function (GO): ATPase-coupled intramembrane lipid carrier activity; magnesium ion binding; ATP hydrolysis activity
Source: RefSeq, a predicted model, not a curated record
UUCAGUACUUUUGAACUGUCGCCGUGGACGUUUCGCACCGAGUGUAUGUGUUCAUACCCGUGUCCGAAGUAAAAUAAAAGUUUGAUCAGUGUCUCCGUAACAUUAUAGCCAUUCGAUUUCUCAAGUUUGUUUCAUGUUCGGUCGUUUGCAAAGAUGUGAAAAUUACGAAAUACCUAUGCAGAAAGAAGUAAAUGAAUGAACUACGCGUCAGAACAUUUAUUUUGAAACUACAUUUUGACAACAUUAAAAACUAAACGUCCUACAAAAAACACUGUGACCGCGGCUAGUAAAAUGACAAUUUUUCUUUUGAUGAACAAAACAAUAAAAUCGAAUUAAAAUUCCAAUGGUUUAGUUACAAAAAAAUAAACAUUUUUAUUUAUUUAUGAAUGUGAAUCAAUGUUGUGUUCAUCGUCAUUCAUGAGAUGCAACCGCCUACAUAUUAAGUGAAUUGAUUGUGUGAGUGUUAAAGCAUUGAAAUGUCAUUUGUGGAUUUGUCAGCGUUUGCAAAUCGAACUUCGCAACAAGUGAGUAGAGGAUUGCGACGGGCUGGAACAUGGGCACGGACGAAAGCUAUGCAAAUCAGAAGGACACCGAAAACAGAGGAAAAUACAGGAAAACAUGAUGAUGAAGCUACAACAUCAGGAGCGACAUUGGAUGAUAUCGACAAACGAAUCAUAUUCCUCAACAAACCACAGCCACAAAAAUUUUGUAGUAAUCACAUAUCAACUGCAAAAUAUAGUUUUAUGAGUUUUUUACCAUCAUUUCUGUUCGAACAAUUCCGACGUUAUUCGAAUUGUUUCUUCUUGUUCAUCGCAUUACUUCAACAAAUAAAAGACGUUUCCCCGACAGGACGUUACACCACAUUAGUUCCGUUAAUAUUUAUAUUAUCUGUAAGUGCGAUCAAGGAGAUCGUUGAGGAUGUUAAACGACAUCGAGCCGAUGACGAUGUUAAUCAUCGCCAAGUGGAUGUUAUCAAAGGUGGCCAAUGGCAAGCAGUCAAGUGGCAGGAUCUGACUGUCGGUGACAUUGUCAAAAUCGUAAACAACACAUUCUUUCCAGCUGAUAUGAUUCUGCUGUCCUCCAGCGAGCCACAAUCGAUGUCGUUCAUUGAAACAUCGAAUCUAGACGGCGAAACAAAUUUGAAAAUUCGUCAGGGUGUACCUGCAACCGCAAAAUUCCUAGAAACAAAAGAUUUAGUCAAUUUCAAUGGAACGCUUGAAUGCGAACCGCCAAAUAGGCAUUUGUAUGAGUUUAACGGUGUUUUGAAGGAGCAUGGCAAAACAUCGGUGGCGUUAGGUCCAGAUCAAGUUUUGCUGAGGGGUGCAACAUUGCGAAACACAUCGUGGGCAUUUGGUGUUGUGAUUUACACCGGACACGACACUAAACUUAUGAGAAAUUCUACCUCAGCGCCACUUAAGCGCUCCACUGUUGACAGACUGACAAACACACAGGUUUUGAUGUUAUUUUUAAUGCUUAUCGUUUUAUGUCUUGUAAGUGCCAUAUUUAAUGAGUUUUGGACGAGGGAACAUUACUUAAUCGAUUGGUAUUUAGGUAUACCGAAUUUGCUGAGCAAAAACUUUGGAUACAAUCUGCUGACUUUUAUAAUUCUUUACAACAACCUCAUACCGAUAUCCCUCCAGGUGACUCUUGAGUUGGUGCGGUUCUUGCAGGCAAUCUUCAUCAAUUUCGAUGUGGAAAUGUAUCACGCCGAAUCCGAUACGCCGGCCAUGGCAAGGACCAGCAAUCUCAAUGAGGAACUGGGCAUGGUGAAAUACAUUUUUUCCGACAAAACUGGCACAUUAACACGAAAUGUCAUGGAAUUCAAACGGUGUUCGAUAGCCCGGCACAUAUAUGCCGUUGAAGAUACGCCCGAACAGUCGUCACUGGUGCAGAAUCUUCAAGGCAAACAUCAAACCGCUCCGAUCAUCGAUGAAUUUCUAACAUUAUUGGCUGUUUGUCACACUGUCAUACCUGAAAAAGCGGAAGAUGGUACGAUUACGUACCAUGCGGCUAGUCCCGAUGAACGAGCACUGGUUGCUGGCGCGAUGCGAUUCGGCUAUAUUUUCACAACGCGAACGCCACACAAUGUUGAAAUCAAUGCCCUGGGCACCGUACUACAAUAUGAAAUUUUGAAUGUGCUGGAAUUUACGUCGACGCGGAAGCGAAUGUCGGUGAUAGUUAGGACGCCUACGGGUGAAAUAAAAUUGUAUUGUAAGGGUGCCGAUACCGUUAUUUUCGAAAGACUCUCACCGAAUGGCCAAACAUUUCGAGACAUUACGCUUAGGCAUUUGGAGGACUUUGCUACGGAAGGUUUGCGAACACUUUGCUGUGCGGUGUCUGUCAUUCCGGAGGAUGUAUACAACGAAUGGAAAGACACAUACCAUAAAGCUAGUACAGCAAUGCAGUUUCGUGAAAGAAAGGUCGAAGAUGCUGCCAAUUUAAUCGAAAACAAUUUGAUGUUACUGGGAGCCACGGCUAUCGAAGAUAAAUUACAAGAAGGUGUACCUGAAACGAUUGCUGCUUUAAUCAAAGCCGACAUUUAUGUGUGGGUGCUGACUGGUGAUAAGCAGGAAACGGCCAUCAAUAUCGGCUAUUCGUGCAAGUUGAUAUCACACGGAAUGGAUUUGAUUAUAUUGAACGAGGAUAGUCUCGAUAACACUCGAGAGUGCAUUGGUCGUCACAGCGCCGACUUUGGUGAGCACUUGCGUAAACAGAACAAUGUCGCCUUAAUAGUUGAUGGAACCACUUUGAAAUACGCUUUGAGCUGCGAUCUGCGCAGAGAAUUUCUGGAUCUGUGUAUAUCGUGCAGAGUAGUCAUCUGUUGUCGCGUGUCGCCAAUGCAGAAAGCAGAAGUUGUUGACUUGGUCACUGUGUACACAAAAUGCGUCACACUGGCAAUCGGAGACGGAGCUAACGAUGUGGCAAUGAUUCAGAAGGCAAAUGUUGGUGUUGGUAUAUCGGGUGCCGAAGGUCUACAAGCUGCCUGCGCAUCCGAUUAUUCAAUAGCACAAUUCCGAUUUUUGUUGCGACUACUGUUGGUUCAUGGUGCAUGGAACUACAGCCGCAUGUGUAAAUUGAUUCUGUACAGUUUUUAUAAAAAUGUUUGUUUGUACGUGAUUGAACUGUGGUUCGCCAUUUAUUCCGGAUGGUCCGGUCAAAUUCUGUUCGAACGAUGGACAAUCGGUUUGUACAAUGUAUUCUUUACCGCUCUGCCGCCGUUCGCUAUGGGAUUAUUUGACAAAAUAUGUUCGGCGGAAACGAUGCUAAAGUAUCCGGCUCUGUACAAACCAUCACAAAAUGCACAAUUAUUUAACGUUAAAGUGUUCUGGAUCUGGAUUGUGAACGCUUUGAUUCACUCGGUGAUGCUGUUUUGGUUGCCAAUGUUUGCGUACGAAUACGACAUCAUAUGGAUUAAUGGAAAGAACGGAGGCUACUUGGAACUGGGGAACAUUGUGUACACCUACGUUGUUGUAACUGUGUGUAUAAAAGCUGGACUUGUCACCAAUUCGUGGACGUGGUUGACACACUGUUCCAUAUGGGGUUCGAUUAUGUUGUGGUUUAUGUUUAUAAUGCUGUACAGCAACAUAUGGCCAACGAUACCCGUUGCGUCGGUAUUUUGUGGAAUGGAUCAACUUUUGUUCUCGUCGCCGGUAUUUUGGUUGGGUUUGUUCCUGAUACCUGUCGCUACCAUUCUAAUGGACGUGAUUGUAAAAGUCAUUCACAACACAGUCUUCAAAACGUUGACGGAUGCGGUACGUGAAUCCGAAAUCAAUCGACAUGAUCCGAGCAUAGUACUGAAAGAGUCCCGAUCCUCAUUAACUGAGACCGCGCGUCUCCUAAGGAACGUUCGAAAUGUAUUUAGCAGACGAUCGAACACAAGAGUUAAUAUGGAACUUGAAUUGUCGCAUGGCUACGCAUUUUCGCAGGAAGAAGGUGGCAGCGUUUCACAGACCGACGUUAUUCGAGCAUACGACACAAAUCUACCAAAACCCGAUGGAAAAUGAGGCUGCCCAUCGCGAGUAUACGAAAAUUUUACAGUGGUUUGUUGAAACCGAUCACAACAUCGAUUCGGUGACACGAAAUGGGAAAAAGGAAAAGUUUUUUCUUUUUUCCCGCGUCGCAUUUUCUUUCCUUUUUUGAUCGGUGUGUGUGUUUUUAGGAAAAAUGUUAAAAAAAAAAGAAUUUUCUCUAAUUUUUCUCAAACAAAAUGUUAAUUAUUGACUGUCAUCAUCGUCUAUUUUGUAUAAACUAUUAUAUGCCUUUCAUACAUUUAAAUGUUUCGUGAUGUUUUUUGAAAAAAAAAAAACUUAAAAGCGAGAUGCAAAGGAAGUGAAAAGAAAAAUUUUUGAAGAGAGAAAAAAAAUCAAGAAAAUUUGAUUGAUGAUAAAAAAUGAGAAACAAAACAACAAAAAAAGGAAAAUCGUUAAUUGAUUGUGAUAAAAAAUUUACAGAAUAUUUUAAACUAUUUGAACUCUAGGAUGACCAAAAAGAAAUGUGUGUUUUUCGUGAUUUUAUCUUACUUUCUCUAAAAAAGUUAAAUUUUGUUUUCAAAUUUAAAUUAUAAAAAAUUAUCGAGACGCUUCAUUGUUGAAUUUAUUAAUUCAUUAUAUCAAAAAACGUAGUUGUUGUGAAGCACCAAUAGUUGCGCGAACCCCCCCAUAUUCAACUUCUCUACAAUUCUAGUUUUGUACCUAUCAAACGUUAACUUAUUAAUUGAAGUGGCCGCUUUAAGGUGUGUAAAAUGCAGUGAAGUUAUUGAUUUAUGAUACAAAUCUGAUAAAUU